CUUCCAGACCUGUCGCCGACCACCCGCCGCCAGCCGUCGCCGGUACGCCGCUGCUGGAGGGAGUUCGCGCCGGUAUGCCGCCAUCGCCCUCGGUGCUGGUGGCCGCUUGGCUGCCCAUCGGGGCGGCAAAUCGUUCUUCCCUUUCGUCUCUCCCAAUGGCCGACCUUCCUUUUGCGACCUGGUUCCGGUUGGUUUUGUGGCCGUCCUCCCACCACUCCGGAUAGCCGACCACCUCGAAACACGUCUCCUUCGUAUGUUUCGUCUUUCCGCAGUGACUGCAAAACAGCUUGGAUUUGUCCACCCGAGGUCGAUUGGAGAAGGAAUCGGGCGACUGGCCUCGAUCUCUCGGAGCCGGAGGCGGUCUGGUGUGGCUCCGGCGCGGUGGCGGUGGUCCGCCUGUUCGGCUCCCAAAUCCCGCUGAUACCAAUUCAACUCGUUUGGACAUUUUGUAUUUGGUUUGAUUGUUACUCACUUGAUCUUGAUUGUUUUUUCAGGCUUGGGAAUGUGUGGUGGUAGGGGCUGAUUUUUGCCUUGGUUUAGUCAAGGAGUUGAGAGGGGUAUGGAACAAUGAUGAGAACUGCUCUGAGUUCCAAAAAAAAAUUAGGAUCGAAAUCUCGUUCGUGAUACCAUGUUAAAACAGAUUAUUGUAGAGAAGAUUGUUGUAUUGGAUUGAUUGAAUAUGAUACCCAACACCCAUGUAUUUAUAGGGGUGUUGGGGACUCUUGAGAUACAACAAUGAAUGUGCCUUGGAACAAGACUACUAUUGGAACUAGACAUUAUUAAUGUUCUAUUCUUGGAACUCUAAUGUUCAUUAACCAACACCUCCGCCUCCUCCUCUUUUACCGUCAUCGCCUUCAGCCGAGCCAAGUCAAAUUGGGCUAGUUAAUUUGCAGGAAAGAAAAAUGGCACCACGACUCGAACUAUUGUGCUCAUUGUGGUUGCAAUUGUUGUGUUCUUGAUUGUUAGUGUGUCGGUUGCCAUCUUGAUACGAAAGAAAAAGAAGCAGAAUCCAACGGAAAUGGCUCAAAAUGUGGACGAGAUUAGCACAGUCGAGUCUCUGCAGUAUGCUUUCAGCACAAUCAAAGCUGCAACAAAUAAUUUCUCUGAUCAUAAUAAGUUGGGCCAAGGUGGAUUUGGGGGUGUUUACAAGGGGAAACUUCCAAAUGGUCAAGAAAUUGCAGUAAAAAGACUGUCAAUGGAUUCUGGGCAAGGCGAUAUGGAAUUCAAAAAUGAGGUUCUGUUAUUGGCUAAGCUUCAACACAGGAAUUUGGUUAGACUAUUAGGUUUCUCCUUAGAAGGAAUGGAGAAGCUGUUAGUAUAUGAAUUUGUUCAAAACGCAAGCUUGGAUAACUUCAUAUUCGACUCAGUUAGGCAUUCGGAAUUGGAUUGGGAUAGACGCUACAAGAUCAUAGGAGGUAUUGCGAGGGGAAUCCUCUACUUGCACGAAGAUUCUCGUCUCAGGAUCAUUCACCGUGAUUUAAAGGCUAGUAAUAUACUUCUAGACAAAGAGAUGAGUCCCAAGAUUGCCGACUUUGGUAUGGCAAGAUUAUUUGGACAAGAUGAAACACAAGGAAAUACAAGCCAAGUUGUGGGAACAUACGGUUAUAUGCCACCGGAGUACCUAAUACACGGCCAGUUCUCAGUCAAGUCGGACGUCUACAGCUUUGGAGUAUUAGUCCUUGAAAUCAUCAGCGGCCGCAGAAAUAAUGGUUUUCGAAGCGGGGGUGACAGCAUAGGAGACCUCCUAAGCUUCGCAUGGAAAAGUUGGCAAGAGGGAAGAGGUGAAGAAUUGGUGGACCCAUUUUUGAGGAGUGGUUCGGGUUCGGGUUCGACAAAUGAGAUGCUGAGAUGCAUCCAUAUUGGUUUGCUGUGUGUACAGGAAGAUGCGGCGGAUCGACCAACCAUGGCCUCAGUGGUGCUUAUGUUGAGCAGCUUCUCCAUAACCUUAAACUUGCCUUCGGAGCCAGAAUUUUACGCCGACACUGGGGAGAGGCCGACUAUGGCGUUGGUUGUGAUCAUGCUGAGCAGCGCAUCCGUAAGUCUGGCUGUGCCUUCUGAUCCUGCAUUUUAUUCUUCGGGCGGGCUAUACUCCCCGACAUUCAUACUACAGUUCGAGGGGAGCGUGCCGAGCUUCUGCAGCUGAUCAGUCGGAUCAUUCAUCCAACAAUGAUGUUUCCAUCACCGAUUUACUUCUACGAUGAUUUCUGUUGGAAAUUUAUGUUGAGAUAUUUGAAAUGUGAACAACGAGACGAUACUUUGCAUAGAGGAUUCUUGUUGAAUAUUGAAUGUUUGGGUAAAUAAAGAGUGUGAGCAUCAUUCUAUUUAUAUUAGUGUGGGAAUGAACUACACAAAUACAUAUAUCUAAUCAAAGAAAUAUACUCCUAUUAAUCUUCAA
Messenger RNA from Salvia splendens (bonfire salvia), 2395 nucleotides. Its product is annotated as cysteine-rich receptor-like protein kinase 29. Lineage: Eukaryota; Viridiplantae; Streptophyta; Magnoliopsida; Lamiales; Lamiaceae. Gene Ontology annotation, molecular function: protein serine/threonine kinase activity; ATP binding. Gene Ontology annotation, cellular component: plasma membrane. The coding region runs from base 1019 to 2143 and encodes 374 amino acids. Gene Ontology annotation, biological process: protein phosphorylation. The record is from RefSeq and is a predicted model, not a curated record. The transcript is spliced from 8 exons.